This is a messenger RNA of Cornus florida, 2548 nucleotides long. Its product is annotated as MAR-binding filament-like protein 1-1. Gene Ontology annotation, biological process: mitotic chromosome condensation. NCBI's taxonomy places the organism in Eukaryota, Viridiplantae, Streptophyta, Magnoliopsida, Cornales, Cornaceae. The transcript is spliced from 5 exons. Gene Ontology annotation, cellular component: condensed chromosome; condensin complex; chromatin. Gene Ontology annotation, molecular function: chromatin binding. Bases 50 to 2392 code for a protein of 780 amino acids. The record is from RefSeq and is a predicted model, not a curated record.
UCUUGAGAGUAGCCAUUGCCCGUCUCUCACUCAAAAUCAGGAAAAAGCUAUGGGCUUUGUAAUGGGAAGUUCUUGGUUGUUGCACUCUCCCCUCUUCUCUCCUUUUGCUUCUUCUUGUCCUUCACCAUUCUCUUCUCAAUCUGUUUUCCUCUAUUCUUGCACAAGAAAUGCAGAAACCAAGAGAAAGAGCAGGACAGCCAUGGCGUGUAUGCACCAUGAGAACCCAAACGACAGAGUUUUCUGCAGAAGGAAAGCGAUUCUGCUUGUGGGUAUUUCAGUUCUUCCCUUUCUGCAAUUAAAGGCUAAAGCUUUUGAAGGCCUGACACCGGAUGAUUUAGGGGUGUUCGUAGUUUUUAGAGGCUCAAGGCGCACUAAGGCGCCUAUGGUCUUUUGGAGCCUAAGUGCAAGGCGCAAAUUAAGGCGCAAGCUUGAUCGAAAAGCACCUAAAGUAAGGAUACCAGAGGACAACCAAAAGGCAGAGAAAGCACAUCAAGAAGAUUCAUCACCAAAUCCAUUCCUUUCUCUUUUUAGUGCACUUGGAAUAUUCAGUUCUGGGGUGUUAGGUGCACUCUAUGCAUUGACUCGGAAGGAAAAGAUAGCUACUAAAGCGGCGAUGGAAUCUAUAAAGACCAAAUUAAAGGAAAAGGAAGCUGAGAUUAUUUCACUGGAGAAGAACUUUGAAUCAAAGUUAUUGAAUGAACAGGAGGAACGUAACAAGCUACUUAGGAAAGCAAGGGAAGAACAGCAGUCUUUGAUGAACCAAUUAAAGUCAGCAAAUAGUACAAUAACAGGCCUAGGACAAGAACUGCAGAGAGAGAAAAGAUUGAUUGAAGAUCUUAAAAUCCAAAUAGAUGGUCUUGAAAGUAACCUCUCAGAGGCUGCAGAAGAUAAGAAGGAACUUGAAGUAAAACUGAAGGAGAAGCUUGACACAAUAGGGUUCUUGGAAGAAAAGAUUAACUUGCUCAGUUUGGAGAUCAGGGACAAGGAAGACAAUGUUCAUAAACUCAGCUCUGCACUUGUUGAUAAAGAAUCAGAGUUUGAGAAGUUGAAAAUCACCUAUGAGCAGAUUAAGGAUGAACUAGAGGGAACAAAGUCAGAAAUCAAAGGGCUAAAAAUUGAACUACUUAAAAAUGAAAAAGAACUAGAAUUGAAGAAUGCUGCUGUCGAUGAUUUAAAUAUGCAAGUUAGUUCUUUAAUUGUAGAGAGAGAUGACUGUAACAAGAAACUUGAUGUCAUUCAAAAGGAAUACAGCAAUCUGAAGAUCUCUUCAGAAAAUAAGGCAGCUUUGGUUGCUAAGCUCUUGGGAGAAAGAGAACACGAACUUCAACAGCUUAAAGAACAGCUUCAACUUACUUUGAAGGAGUUGAGCACAAACCAAGCAGUGGUUGCUGAUUUGUCCCAAGAAAGGGAUGAUCUGAGGAAAAGGAUGGAUAUUGAACUGAACAAUGUGAAGAAUCUGAAACAUGAGCUCGAAGUUACACAGGAUACUCUUGGGAAAUCAAGAAAUGAGGUUUCUGAUGUAAAAAAGCAACUACAGCAGUCCAGAAAUUUAUGCUCAGAACUCAAGUCUGAAGUUACUAAGGUCCGGGCAGAGUUUGCAGAAGCUAAGAAUGUACUACAGAGGAGGCUUGAUGAGGCAAAAGAAAAAGGUAAAGAGCUAGCAGGCCAACUAGCAUCAACAAUGGAGGUUUUGAAGAAUACAAAAAAUGAGCUGCAAACUGUGUCCCAUGAGUUGGCAGCUGCUGCAGAAAAUCGUGAUAGCUUACAGAAGGAAUUGGUUGAUGUCCAUAAGAAAGCAGAACAUGCAUCCCACGAUUUAAAAGAAGAAAAAAAGGUUGUUUCUUCCUUGAACAAAGAGUUAGAAGUUAUGGAGGAUCAAAUUUUGAAAGACAAGGAGUCACGAAAAACCCUUGAAAUAGAUUUAGAAGAUGCUAUCAAAUCACUGGAUGAGAUGAACCGAAGUGCAUUGAUACUUACAAGGGAUCUUGAGGUGGCUAAUUCUCAGAUUUCUAGGCUUGAAGAAGAGAAAGAAGUACUUCAUAGGACCCUUGCUGACCAAAAACAAGCUUCUCAAGAGGCCCGAGAAAGCAUGGAAGAUGCACAUGACCUUGUGAUGAGGCUCGGUAAGGAAAGAGGAAAUUUGGAGAAGAGAGCAAAGAAACUGGAGGAGGAAUUGGCAUCUGCAAAAGGUGAAAUUUUGCGGCUUAGGAGUCAAAGAAAUUCAUCAAAAGCAACAGUAAAUGAUGUGCAUCAAGGGAAAGAAAGAAAUUCAUCAAAAGGAAUUGUAAAUGAUAAGCAUCAGGGGAAAGGUCAAUCUCAAGGGAAUGCUGCAGUUACUGUGAAGAAAACUAGGAGGAGAAAAAGUGGCCCUCAACAAGAAAAAUCUUUAUAGACUCUCUAAAUUUCUAUAGAUUUACCCUUGUAGAAUUCAUUUGUUUAUUGUUCUUGCUCUUUGAUCUUUGCUGACUUAUUUUUCACCAUAGUAAUGGUGGUGUUGUAUAAAAGUGACAGAGAGAAAUGGGAAAAUUAAGGAAGUGGUUUUGUAUUA